Molecule: messenger RNA, 1536 nt
Organism: Knipowitschia caucasica
Lineage: Eukaryota; Metazoa; Chordata; Actinopteri; Gobiiformes; Gobiidae
Source: the annotation of a GenBank genome assembly
AUGGGCCCGUAUCCCUCUUCAACCUUCUUGUUCUGGAGGGGCACCUUCAACCAGCUUCGCGGUGCACUGGUAGCGGCUUCUGAAGUUCUAAAGAAACACAAAAAACAACACCAUCCCUCUGCCAAGAUGUCCUUUCUCAGCGUCAGUCGGCUAGCGCCAAAACUUCUCGCCUCCAAGAAUGCCGCUUAUGUGCUUGUGGCUGCCAGAAAUGCCAGUGCAUCAACAACAAAUCUAAAGGAUGUUCUGGCAGACCUCAUCCCCAAAGAACAGAACAGGAUUAAGAACUUCAAAACGCAGUAUGGCAAAACAAACAUCGGCCAAAUCACUGUUGAUAUGAUUUACGGAGGGAUGAGAGGAAUGAAGGGACUGGUGUACGAGACCUCAGUUUUAGAUCCAGAUGAGGGCAUCCGCUUCAGGGGCUACAGUAUCCCCGAGUGUCAGCAGCUGUUGCCCAAAGCUCCAGGAGGAGACGAGCCGCUGCCCGAGGGCCUCUUCUGGCUGCUGGUCACAGGACAAGUGCCCACAGAGGAACAGGUGACGUGGGUCUCCAAAGAGUGGGCAAAAAGGGCAGCUCUUCCAUCUCACGUCGUCACCAUGUUGGAUAAUUUCCCCACAAACCUGCACCCCAUGUCCCAGUUCGGCGCAGCCAUCACCGCUUUGAACAGUGAGAGCAGCUUUGCACGGGCGUAUUCUGAAGGCGUCCACAAGUCAAAGUACUGGGAGUUUGUUUAUGAAGACUCCAUGGACCUGAUUUCCAAACUGCCCUGCAUUGCAGCAAAGAUCUAUCGUAACUUGUACCGUGAGGGCAGCAGCAUCGGCGCCAUCGACUCCAAUCUGGACUGGUCCCAUAACUUCACCAACAUGCUGGGCUACAGUGACCAGCAGUUCACAGAGCUCAUGCGGCUCUACCUCACCAUCCACAGUGACCACGAGGGCGGUAAUGUGAGUGCCCACACCAGUCACUUGGUUGGCAGUGCGCUGUCCGACCCUUAUCUGUCCUUCAGUGCAGCCAUGAACGGCCUGGCUGGUCCUCUGCACGGUCUGGCAAAUCAGGAGGUGCUGGUGUGGCUGACGGCGUUGCAGAAGGAGCUCGGAGGAGAAGUGUCUGACGAGAAGAUGAGAGAUUACAUCUGGAACACACUCAAGUCUGGGAGGGUGGUUCCUGGUUAUGGGCAUGCUGUCCUGAGGAAGACGGACCCUCGUUACACCUGUCAGCGUGAGUUUGCACUGAAGCAUCUACCCAAUGACCCCAUGUUCAAAAUGGUGGCUCAACUCUACAAGAUCGUCCCCAACGUCCUUCUGGAGCAGGGCAAAGCCAAAAACCCCUGGCCCAACGUGGACGCACACAGCGGAGUCCUGCUGCAGUACUACGGCAUGACAGAGAUGAACUACUACACGGUUCUGUUCGGCGUGUCGCGGGCUCUGGGCGUAUUGUCUCAGCUCAUCUGGAGCCGUGCCCUGGGCUUCCCUCUGGAGCGCCCCAAGUCCAUGAGCACUGAUGGACUCAUGUCUCUGGUCGGAGCCAAAUCAGGCUGA